AUGCAGUACUCCAGCCUCACACCGGGUCUCGCUGCCGCGGAGCACGUGGGGCCGCCCCCGAGUUCUCGCGAGACCCCGCGGGGCCGGGCCCGCCUGCGGUGGGAGCGGGAGGCCGGGCUGGGGCUGAUGCGGGGAGGAGGUGGCGGCCGCGAGAAGUGGCUGAUGGAUAUCCCGCUGCGGCGGGAGUCGCCGCACCGCGACACGGAUGCUCCGGCCAACCCGCCCGCGGCGCCGCCGCCGAGACCGCGGGAGGAGAAAAAGGCGGUGCUGAGCAAAGUGGUUAUUCGACGGCUUCCUCCUUGCCUAACUAAGGAGCAACUGGAGGAACAGCUACAUCCUCUACCUGCCUAUGAUUAUUUUGAGUUUUGCACUGCUGAUCCCAGCCUUUAUCCUCAUCUCUACUCAAGAGCAUACAUUAACUUUAGAAACCCUGAGGACAUCCUUCUUUUUAGAGAUCGCUUUGAUGGCUAUGUCUUCAUUGAUAAUAAAGGUCUGGAGUAUCCUGCGGUGGUUGAAUUUGCUCCAUUCCAGAAGAUUUCAAAGAAGAAGCUGAAGAAGAAAGAUGCCAAAGCUGGGAGCAUUGAAGAUGAUCCAGAAUAUAGGAAAUUUUUAGAGAGUUAUUGUGCUGAUGAAGAGAAAAUCUGUGCCAAUCCUGAGAUUCUUUUGGGAGAGAUUGAGGCCAAAACAAGGGAACUCAUUGCUAGAAGAACAACACCUCUUUUGGAAUAUAUUAAAAAUAGAAAAUUAGAAAAGCAGAGAAUACGAGAAGAAAAAAGAGAAGAACGAAGGCGGAGAGAAUUGGAGAAGAAGCGCCUGCGGGAGGAAGAGAAGAGGAAGCGCAGAGAAGAAGAAAGACGUAAAAGAAAAGAAGUAGAGAAGCAAAAGAAGAUUUCUGAAAAAGAAAUAAGGAUCAAGCUUCUUAAGAAGCCUGAGAAAGGAGAUGAGCUGACCAGUGAAAAGAACAAAGAGAAAGGUGAAGAAGCUGACAUUGAAGAAAACAAGUGGGAUAAAUCACCUGGAUCUGGGAGUUUAAAAUCCAAAUCAUUGGAGGGUUCACUAAAAGAAGUUAAGGAAAAGUCACAAAAUGAUAGUGACAAAGAGCAAAGAGAUUUGGAGAGAAGAUUUCGAGAAAAAGAACCUGAAAGACAAAGGUAUCGAUUGGAUGAUGGCAGAAAGCAUAGAGCUCACUAUGAGGUUGACAAGUUUGUGAGAAGGAAUGAAGAAGAGCUGAAAUGGGGGAAAGGAUACAACCAAGACAGAGGAAAGAAAGGGAACUACAACUACAGCUUCACUGUGGAGGCAGUAGACAAACUGGGUAAAGAGGACAAGUGUGAUGACAUGGCAUCCAAAAAGGAGCGCAUAAGAAAUAAGGAUCGCCCAGCCAUGCAGUUGUACCAGCCAGGAGCUCGCAUUCGGACACAUACGGGAUCUACGAGUAAAACCUAUGACUGCAGUGGGAAAUCCUUUGAAGAUGCUCUUGAUAAGAAGUAUGAGGCAGAUAACUCAGCUGGCGGCGGUUCUGAGAAGAGCGAAGAAGUGGAAUAAAACAAACUGGAGGAAAGACUUGUGAAAAGCGAUGAAUUUAAGAUUUGGUGUCAUCACAAGAAGAAUCCAUAGGACUGGUUCAGAACUCCACAGGCAGUCGCACCAACAAAAUGAUAACAGCUCUGCCUCUUACUUUCUGUAAAAUAAAGGGAAGAGGGAAUGGAGACAUAUGAAGUGUCUUACAGCAAAGGAAUAGAGUUGCUUUUCUACAAAAAGCAGGGCAAACACUAUUUGCCUAAUUUAAAAGCAGUUUGAUAUUUUAUUAGAUUUACCUUGAAACAGAAAACCUUUAAUAGUUUCAAAGGAGCAUUUAUAUAAGGCUUUUCAGAAGCUCUUUCAUCUUUUCAAGUCUAAAGAAAUGAAAGAUAGAUUUGAAUCAUUUUGAAGUCUGAGGCACUUGAACUGUGUUUGGUGCAUGACAUGAGGGUUACAGGUCCACAGCAGGGACUGCCACUGGGAGUUGCAGUCAGGCUCAGUGGGAUCAACCCAGCUCAGAAGCUGGUAGUGUUUGCAGGAGGAGGCCCACAGUUGUAAGAAAUGUCUGUUGGUAUCUGUAACUCAUUGUGUUUACAUUGUUUUUCAAUUAACUCUAGUGUCAGGUAAGUGUUAGUAAAGCUGCAAGUAUGUUAUUAGAGAGUUUGUCGUUUUCUGAGCCACUUUUGCCUUUUUUGUUGUAAGAUUCUUGUGCUUAAAACAGAAAAAAGCUAACGCAAACCUCAGCACUUAAAACAAUGUAUCUGGGUUUAAUAAAUUAGCUGUUUUAUUAUGUUUUUGACACUGACUUUUAAGAAGUGGUUGUACACUGAUGACUUUUUCUACACCUAUGUUUCAUACAAGUUGCUGUUGCAGGAUCGGGGAAGUGUAUGAUACAUGAAUAUUCUGCAGUUCUGUUUGUUAAAAACAAUGCACACACAUGAAUGUAAGC
This is a messenger RNA of Cuculus canorus (common cuckoo), 2470 nucleotides long. It is a transcript of the gene UPF3A, whose product is annotated as UPF3A regulator of nonsense mediated mRNA decay. NCBI's taxonomy places the organism in Eukaryota, Metazoa, Chordata, Aves, Cuculiformes, Cuculidae. The record is from RefSeq and is a predicted model, not a curated record. Gene Ontology annotation, cellular component: cytoplasm; nucleolus. Gene Ontology annotation, biological process: positive regulation of translation; nuclear-transcribed mRNA catabolic process, nonsense-mediated decay. The transcript is spliced from 11 exons. Bases 1 to 1545 code for a protein of 514 amino acids. Gene Ontology annotation, molecular function: telomeric repeat DNA binding.